Salvia miltiorrhiza (redroot sage) is the source of this 1143-nucleotide messenger RNA. RefSeq lists its product as uncharacterized. Bases 1 to 1143 code for a protein of 380 amino acids. The record is from RefSeq and is a predicted model, not a curated record. The transcript has a single exon. NCBI's taxonomy places the organism in Eukaryota, Viridiplantae, Streptophyta, Magnoliopsida, Lamiales, Lamiaceae.
AUGGCAGGCUUAAACCUAAUGGGAGAAGAUGAUGAACUUCUUCUUGAUGAUGAAGUUGCUGGUGAUUCACCCGUUCCAGCAGAUCUCUGUCUUGUUGGACGUUUCCUUACGGAACAGCCGAUCAACUUUAAUCUGAUGCGGAGUCGAUUGGCCAGUAUAUGGCGUCCAGGGAAAGGGGUCUUUAUGAAAGAUAUUGGAGGAGGCAGAUUUAUCUUUCAGUUUUUCCAUGAAGUUGAUCUUGUUCGGGUGUAUGAAGGAGGACCGUGGGCUUUCGGAAAUUUUCCCUUGAUUCUACAUCGCCUGCACCGGGGGGAGUUUCCACUGUCCGUUCCGUUGGAUGUGCUACCAUUCUGGGUCAAAAUUCAUGAUCUUCCGGCGGGUUAUAUCACAGAGGGGAUAGGUAAAUUACUUGGAAACUUUAUCGGAAACUUCUUAGAAUAUGACUCAACCAAUUCUACUGGUGUUUGGCGACAAUAUAUGAGGAUUAGAGUGGGAAUUCGUGUCGAUGAACCUCUGAAAAGAUCCAAGAAAAUCAAAAGUAAAGAUGGAUCCACCUUUGUUGUUACCUUCAAGUAUGAGAGACUUAAUGUUUUCUGUUUCUUAUGUGGGCGGCUUGGUCACUCAGAGAAUUUUUGUGAGUUAAUGUUCAAUGAUGAGGUGAAGAAUAAGGAGCGGCAAUGGGGUGUGGGGCUGAAAGCGGCUGAUCGGCGCGGCCAGAAUCUCGCCGGGGAGAAAUGGAUUCGUACUGAUGGAGCAGGAGGAAACCCUAGUGGGGUGGCGGCGCCAACUAGGGUUUCGGAGAAUCCGCCUCAAACUGAUCCAAAAAGGAAGGAGCUAGUUUUACGGGAUCAACCUCUUUUGGUUUUGUCUUCCCGAGAAAUGCGUGAUCCUACCCCGCAAAAUCUGCCACGACAAAUAUUGAAGGAUAUCAGUUACACAAAUAACCAUCCGGAUUACAUGCAACUUUCUGAUCCUAGCGCGAUUAUUCUGGAUGAUCGGAAACGGAGACGUGGCGUUUCCUCUGAAAAUACGAGCACUACCCCAACAUCUGAGUCUUUUCUUGCUGGUUUUCCUGGAGAUGGACUGGAUGCUUCUACUUCUUUAUCGGCGGGCUUCGAGGACGGAGCCGGCCGGUCGCAAUGA